AUGUUUACAACACGCUGCACCGUGGUCGCUAUCCUGGCUAUCAUCAACUUUACUCUACUCGCAGUAGGAGCGCCCAGCCCCGCAAACCCAGACGCAUCGACCGUCCCAUCUUCGCCACCUUUCGCUGGGAUCACGAAGAACGAUAAUAGUGACAACUCCAUGGGCACUAGCGUCGCGCUCUGGGUCACCGUCAUCGUGGCGCUGUUCGUCAUCAUCGGCAUCGUGUUUCUCUGCAGUACCCGCAGCAGUCUCUCCUGGCUCUGGUCUCGGAAGAGCGGCAAAAGCCCGAGCGAGGUGCCCCCGCCCCGUCUCGGUCCCGUAACCAAUUCCGCAGGCGUUCCCGAGCUCGGGUACCAGCUUGGUCAGCCCACCAUCGCCGAGCGCGUCAACCAGCCCCUUACUCCUCCUCCGGCAUACAUACGGACCCCACCCGUGCCACCUGUACAAGUCCGGGAUAUCAGCAGCAACGACGGAGAGGCAGCCGGCAUCAAGUCGCUGAAGCCACUACACCAACAAAGCUCAACAUCUUCGAUGUAG
Molecule: messenger RNA, 537 nt
Organism: Punctularia strigosozonata HHB-11173 SS5
Lineage: Eukaryota; Fungi; Basidiomycota; Agaricomycetes; Corticiales; Punctulariaceae
Exons: 2
Coding region: 1-537 (178 amino acids)
Source: RefSeq, a predicted model, not a curated record